Peromyscus californicus insignis is the source of this 8140-nucleotide messenger RNA. It is a transcript of the gene Alyref, whose product is annotated as Aly/REF export factor. Gene Ontology annotation, cellular component: nucleus. NCBI's taxonomy places the organism in Eukaryota, Metazoa, Chordata, Mammalia, Rodentia, Cricetidae. The record is from RefSeq and is a predicted model, not a curated record. Gene Ontology annotation, biological process: mRNA export from nucleus. The transcript is spliced from 6 exons. Bases 38 to 808 code for a protein of 256 amino acids. Gene Ontology annotation, molecular function: mRNA binding.
GCGCGGGCUCGAUCCGAGGCCCGAUUCCGCGCCCGCCAUGGCCGACAAAAUGGAUAUGUCUUUGGACGACAUCAUUAAGCUGAACCGGAGCCAGCGAGGCGGCCGCGGCGGAGGCCGGGGUCGCGGCAGGGCCGGUUCCCAGGGCGGCCGCGGCGGUGCGGUGCAGGCCGCCGCGCGGGUGAAUCGAGGCGGCGGGCCUAUGAGGAACCGGCCCGCCAUCUCUCGCGGCGCCGCAGGCGGCGGCGGCAGGAACCGGCCGGCACCCUACAGCAGGCCGAAACAACUUCCAGACAAAUGGCAGCACGACCUCUUCGACAGCGGCUUCGGGGGUGGAGCCGGCGUGGAGACGGGUGGGAAGCUGCUGGUGUCAAACCUUGACUUCGGAGUGUCAGACGCUGAUAUUCAGGAACUCUUUGCGGAAUUUGGAACGUUGAAGAAAGCAGCUGUGCACUACGAUCGCUCUGGACGAAGUUUAGGGACAGCAGAUGUGCACUUUGAACGGAAGGCAGAUGCCCUGAAGGCUAUGAAACAGUACAAUGGUGUCCCUUUGGAUGGCCGUCCCAUGAACAUCCAGCUCGUCACAUCACAAAUUGAUACGCAAAGAAGACCUCCACAGAGCAUAAACAGAGGUGGCAUGACAAGAAACCGUGGCUCUGGGAGUUUCGGUGGUGGUGGUACCCGGAGAGGGACCCGCGGAGGCAGCCGGGGAAGAGGUAGAGGUACCGGCAGGAACUCAAAGCAGCAACUUUCUGCAGAGGAGCUGGAUGCACAGCUGGAUGCUUAUAAUGCAAGGAUGGACACCAGUUAAACAGCCGAGCAAAUCCACACAAGUAACAGGACUCAGAAGCCUCGUCGUGAUCCCUAGAGGGAGGGUUGGCAACUGGACUGUGCAGACAAUGGUGGAUUUGUUUUUUGUUUCUUUUUUUUUUUCCUCCUGUUUUAAAAUAGGAUCUAAAAACUCAUGUAAAGGCUUUUUUUUUUUUCUUUUCUUUUUUUUUUAAUUCUGAAACAGACCUGUUUUGUACCGAGUUAUUUUUGGGAUAAAUUUUACUGGUUGCUGUUGUGGAGAAGGUGACAUUUUCACCUUUGCCAUAAUAAAAUAGAAUUGUGUGUAGAACUGGAGCUGUCUGGUCCAUCCUGCUGUUAAGAUUCUCUGUCACAGCUAGCUGUCUGUGGCUAUAGCUAGUACCUGAUGUGAGGUUAGAAUUGUGAGAUGUCUGGGAGUCCGUGGCUGAGGCCUUCUGUCUCCUUCCCUGUGUUCUAAUGCCUCACUCUAGCCUGAUAGGUGGGAAGAUUCAGAGCAGUAGUGGCCUUCUGCCCGGAGCUGCCUGUCCAUUUGCCUGCACCAUGAGGCAGUCUGCUGUAUGUGCUGUAUGGUGUCUAGAGAUGUGACCCAUAAAUUCUUGGGCUGUUCUUUUGACUUAUGUGUCAGAGAAAUCUGGUUUCGGCUUUGAACCCCUAUGUGUUGUUUCUCUGUCUUGUUACAUUGACAGGGAACAAAGACAAGGAGGGUGCUUCCUUAUUUGUUAGCAGUCAAUCCUUGGUGUCCUUGGGUGAUGCUAGUUGCAGGACCAAAAUCUGAGUAAGGAUGCCCAAAUCUCAUGUAAAGUGGCAUAGCGUUUGCUUAGAGUCUAUGCACGUAUUCUUGUAGGCUUUUUCAAGGUACGUUGUAUUGUUUAGGGAGAGCAGACAAGAUUCAUUGUCUAGCACAUGUGUGAUCUUCAAUUGGGAUAUUUUUGUCUUUGGUUGGCUCUAGAGACAGCUGUAAAAUAACCAAUGGAAGUUGAGGCAGAAACCAGUUUUCAAGAGGGUUGGGGUUAAACAUGGAAUACCUUGGGCUGCUUAACAGGAUUGGAAGCAGGAUUUUGAGGAAGAGCUGAGAAAUGGGAGCUCAAAACUUGUCCUUGUCUCGCUGCUGGGGAUACCUGGAGGACUGAGCGUGGGUGAAUAUAGUGGGGUGACAAGCCCCAGAAGCUUUUGUGUUUGUUUGUUUUUGUUUUUGCACAGGGUUUGUCUGUGUACCCUUGGCUGUCCUGGAACUCCUUCACUCUGUAGACCAGGCUGGCCUCAACUCACAGAAAUGCUCUUGCCUCUGUCUCCCAAAUGCUGGGAUAAAGGCAUGUAUCACCACUGCCCGGCUGAGGCAAUACUCUUAAGGGCUGCUGAAGCCUUUGCUUCAGUGUUCAGAAAGGACCUCUGACUGUGUAGGAUGGAGCACACGUCACGAUUCUUAAUGUGUGUUGGUUGGACCUGGACUCCCAGUUAGGCUAGGUUGGCUAGCAUCCUGUUUGCAUCCAAAGUAUUGGAUUGUAAGGGCGUGCCACCACACCUUGUUUUUUAUGUGAUUGCUGAAGAUUUUGGGAUCUGAGCUCAUCCCAUAUUCCUCACUUUGCCAUCUCUGCUUUCAACUUGAGGUGAUUGGAGGUGGGUCUCAGGUUUGGUUUGUGUGAUCAAAGGUCUCACAAACCACCUGAGCUGAGGAGUAAUCCUCCCUUCAGGCAUCAAGUGUUAAAUCUUACAUAGCAGUAUUAAACUCAGUGGUUCAUGGUAUAUUCAGAAACCUCUAAUCUGGUACAUUUUUCAGUCUGUAUCUUGAAGCAGGGCCCUCAGGUAAAUAUUGUUUUACUCCUCCCUUUAGCAAACUAAUAGUUUAAUAGACAAAAGGAAAAUGAAAAACUGUAAUAUAUAGUGUAACAAAGAGGGAAAGGUGGAGUAAGGCCUGGAAUAUCUCUGUUACCUGACCUGUGGUCACAGUAUUUUCCAGGGACCUGGCCUAUGCCUUGGACUCUGUUGGAUAUUCUACAUGAAUGUCCCCCCUCCCCAGAAUCAGUUAUAGAAUCUUUUAAAAUUAUUUUUUAAAAGCUGGUGGUGCAUUCCUGUAAUCCAAGUACUCACUCGGGAGGCAGAGGCAGACUGAUCUCUAAGAGUACGAGGCCAGUCUGGUUUACAGAGCAAGUUCCAGGACAGCCAAGGCUACACAAGAAACCAUGUCUCAAAAAAACCAAAACAAAAUGAAGUUUGUGUACUCACCCAACACAUACAAGUGUUUCAGCUUUGUGCUGUGCUUUUAAUAUGUAGCCUAAGUUUUUUCCUUUGCUUAAGACGGUUUUACUGUUGUCAUUAGGCUGCUCUGGGAGUGGGCAGUCCUCUGCCACAGCCUCCCAGUGCUGGAAAUCCUGGCAUGUAUCACCAUAAUCAACUUUUGAGAAACUGUAAACAUUUUUUUUUAAUUGUUUUUUUCGAGACAGGUUUCUGUUUUGGUGCCUGUCCUGGAUCUCGCUCUGUAGAUCAGGCUGGCCUUGAAUUCACAGAGAUCCGCCUGGCUCUGCCUCCCGAGUGCUGGGAUUGAAGGUGUGUGCCACCGCCACCCAGCAAGAAACUAUAAACUCUUCUAAAUAGUUGCAACAUCUUAGUUUUUGGUUUCUUGAGACUAGGACAUGUUAUGUAGCCCUGACCUGCUAUGUAGAGUCCAAGCUAGCCUAGGCCUCAGUAGCUCAGUUCUUCAUUUAGAAGUAUUGAAUUGGAUGAAUUUGUUUUUGUUUUUUAAUUGAAUAUGAUGAAUGUCUAUAUUCAAGUUGUACAAAAAUCACAGGUCAUCACACCUCAUCUCUUUAUAUUGCUUAUUGUCAUUGCUAAAGUUUAGAUCUGGAGUGUCUGCCUAAGACCUGUAUUUUGAAAGCUUGGCCCACAGUACUAUAAGAGUGGGUAGAACUUUUCUUAUGGAGAGUAUUUAGGUCAUUGGAACCAUGCCUCUGAAGAUGCUAACACCUAGCCCUACCUCUUUGUACUAAUUUUCUUUUACAUUUAUUCACUGUGUGUGUGGACAUACAUUUACACAUGUUCAAUGGCAUAUGUGUGGCUGGAGGUCUUCCAUCCUGUGGGUUUUAGCAAUCAAACUUGAGGCUUGUGAUAAGUGUCUCUACCCAUUAAACCAUUUUGCUGAUUCCUCUUUGCUUCCUAGCAACUGUGAAGAAGUAAACAAUUUUUCUACCAUGGGCUUCCUCAGUAAUGAACUGUGCUGUUGACAGUACCAAAGAAACCUCCAGAACAGCAAAAAAUCCUCUGUUCUUUCUUAGAGGAAUGAUUCCUUUAUUCAGGCUGGCCUUGACCCUGACAACAAUCCCCUGCCUCAGCCUUCUUGAGUGUUAGAACUUUAGGCAUGAACUACCUUAUGCUUGUCCUGUAAAGUUGAUAAUCUCAGAUAUGUUUGUCAUAGUUAUGAAACGUUGAUUAGAACAGUUCUAUCAUUAAUGUGUGUCUGGUUGCAUGUAUGUGUUCAUACAAAACUGUGCACAUGUGUAUGUCAAUGCCCAUGCACUUGUAUGCAUGCAUGUGGGAGCCACAGGGUGACAUCAGGCUUUCCCUCACUCUUUUUUGUUUUGUUUUUUGAGACAGGGUUUCUCCGUGUAGUUUUGGUGCCUAUCCUGGAUCUCGUUCUGUAGACCAGGCUGGCCUCGGCUGGCCUCGAACUCGACAGAGAUCUGCCUGGCUCUGCCUCCCAAGUGCUGGAAUUAAAGGCGUGUGCCACCACCGCCUGGCCCACUCUACUUUUUUUAUGUGUGUGUCUGAACCCCAGUAAGUUUAUAUGUACCUUAUAUGUACAGGAGCUCUUGGAGGCCAGAAGAGGGUGUCAGGUUUCCUAGAAUUGUAGUUAGGUGGUUUUGAACAGCUGCGGGAGUGCUAAGGACCAAAUCUAGCACUCAGGAGGCAGAGGGGGUUGGAGCUCUAUGAUUUUGAGGCCAGCCUAGUCUACAUAGUGAGUUUCUGAUUAGCCAAGCUACAUAGAAAGACCCUGUCUCCAAAAAUAAAAAUGACCAUGCCCAUCUUUUUUUUUUUUUUUUUUAAAGAUUUUAUUUUUAAUUACAUGUAGAUGGGGUGGUAUAUGCAGGUGCCUGUGGAGGCCAGAAAAGGAACCCCUGGAACUGGAAUUACAGAUGGUUGUAGCUGACAUGUGGGUGCUAGGAACUGAAUGAACCUGGAUCUUUUUCAAGAGCCAUUUCUAUAGCCCCUAUCUUUUUUUAUUUUGAAACAGAAUCUUACUCCAUAGCUGUAGCUGCUUAGAACUCAGAGAUCCUCCCAUCUCUGUCUCCUGAGUGCUAGAAUUAAAAGUUGUGUUUCACCAUGCCUGGCUUUUAAUUUAAAAUUACACUUAUUUGGAGGGGGACUACACAUGUGCCACAGUAUACAUGUGGACCCCAGUGAAAACUUGGAGUUGCUUCUCUCUUUCCACCAUGUGGGUCCCAGGUUUGAAUUCAGUGCUCUAUGUUUGAUGGCAAGUGCAGUUACCUACUGAGCCCUCUUGUAUGCCUGUCUUGUGCAUGGGUGCUGAGGGUCCUUGACUCAGGUCUUCGCAUGGCAGGCACAUGUCUCACAGGCUUAGCUAUCUACCUAGUGUUUAGGGUUUUUGUCCCCCCCUCUACAGGAGAGAAUCUCAUGUAUCCCUGGCUGGCUUUGAAAUCCAUAUAUAGCUGAGGAUGACCUUGACUUUUUUUUGUGUGUAGUAGUAAUAGGGACUAAAACUUGGGCCUUAUGCAUAGAAGGCAAGCACUCUACUAAGGAGUUACAUCCCCAGCCCUAGCUUUGAACUUCAGAUCCUCCUGCCUCCCCCAUGAGGGGAUUGCAGGUGUUAUGUAAUACUUGGGAUCAAACCAGAGCUUCAUGCCUACAGGACAAACACUGCCACUAAGCUUCAUCCAUAGCCCCUAUUUUUCUUUUUAAAAUUUUAAUACUGAUUAUUGUGUUUGGGUGAGUGCAUGAUGUUUUACUUGGGUGUGGGCAUGCGUGUGCUACUGUACGUAUGUGGAGGUCAGAGGACUUUGUGGAGUCACUUCUACAUGUGGGUCCCAGGAAUCAAACUCAGGUCAUCAGGCUUGUGUGGCAGGUGCUCUGGUUAAUUGUGAAUAUUCUAAAGUUACUGUGUAAUUUGAUGUCCAUGCUUAUAGAAAAGUGUAAAGAGUUCUUGUGUAACUCUACUUAGACACUCUAUUGUAGACUAUUUGCCAUAUGUUUAUUCUCCCUGUUUUUGUGUUUUCCAGACAGGGUCAUAUGUAGAUUGCUCUGGCCUUGAACUCCAGAUCUUCCUCCCAUUUGAAGGUAUUAGGUUGUACAGGAAUGCACAUACAGUUAUCCUGUACUUUUUCCGGCUUGGAUAAGUAGAUUAAAAUAACUUGACUCCUGUAUCUUUUUGGAGACGGAGUCUUUAUAGCCCAGACUAUCUUUGAAUUCAUAAUCCACCUGCGUCAGCCUCUAUGCCACUAUAUCUGGGACUACCUGUUCCUUUUUCUCUUUCUCUUCUUGAAACAAGGUCUUAGAAACUAUAGCCCAGGUUGUCCUGGAUAGGCUAAACUUGAAUAAAUGAUGAUCCUCCCUCCUCCUUAGCCUUCUGAUAUUACAAAUAUAAACAGUCACACACAACUUCCAUCAUUUAUUCACUUGGCCCUUUGUAUCAAAGUGGAUUUUAUUGUUCAAAUAGCUUUAUCUCUGGGUCUCUUUGAGAUGGCUAUCUAUGCCACUGUGCUCCAACAGCAUCUUUAAUAAUUUCCUUCUUGACACUGUUAAGAUGUUGCAGACCCACCUUCGUUUUCCCUGCCCACACCUGGAGCCACCAUUUCUCCAAGGAGCGUGGGCUCCUUUAAUGGAGACCAGCAUCUUGCAACCAGAUCUGAACACUGGGUGAGCUUGUUUCUUGCCCUCUCUGGCCAGAGCUGGAAAACCUGGGUACUAACACAUGUGUACACUACUGUGUGUAUUUCUGUAGUGUCCAGUCAUGUAUACAAUUGAACAACCAUGAGUACCUCCUAGUGUCUGACUCCCAACACCCCAGGACCCAUUCUUGCUUCCUCUUACUUGUGAUUGCUUUGUGUAACAGGGAACAGUCGUCUGAGACUCAAAUUAUUUCACUUACAUGAUUCAGUAGACUAUAGUGUGUCCUGAAGUUUUUGAGUUUUAGCUUUAUUGGGAUGUAGUAAAAGUAUUGAUUUCAAGAGUUGUCUGGGUCUGGGUGUGGUGGCACACACUUUAAUCCCAUUACUCAGGAAGCAAGAGGCAGAAGGAUCUCUGUGAGUUUGGGGCCAGCUUGGUAAACAUAGCAAGUACCAAACAGACCCUGUCUCAAAAACAAAACAAAAAAGUUGUCAGGGAAUAAAAAGCUGGAGCUGUAUAGUCAGUUGGUAGAGCUAGCAUUCACCAAGUCCUGGGUCUGAUCUCCAGCACCCCCUAGACCAGACCUGGUGGUAUAUGCCUAUAAUUCCAGCACUAACCAGUUACAGGCAGGAAAAUCAGAAGUCCAAGGUCACCUUUGGCUACAUAGGGAAUUUGCAGUGAGCCUGAUAUAAGUGAGGCCCAUAUUAAGGAUUAUAAUCUCAGCAGUCAGGACACUAAGGCCUGGGCUAUGUGACUCAAAACACCAUCCCCUAAAAAUCCAAACAAAGGGUCUCUCUGUCUGCCUUUUUGUUCUUUGUAUACAAGUUAAUUUAUCACAGUAGUUGGUAUUCUGUGUCAGCUCCUUGUAUUGGCUAAUUUUAACAUCACAUACAACGGCAAAGCACAGCACACACACUUAACUAAAACAACUGAAUAGGUCUGAAGAAUCCUGAGUAGUCCAAAGACCUCUACUAAACUCUUUAUGCUUUUUGCAAUUGCCCAUAUCAAAUACCACUCAAUUCAAUCAGAAAUAGCAAACCAAACUGGUAUAGUGGCCCAGGUCCUUAAUCCCAGCACUCAGGAGGAAGAGGCAAGCAGAUCUCUGAGUUCAAGGCCAGCCAGGGCUACGUAGUAAAAUCCUGUCUCCAAAAAAGAAAAGGAAACAGACAAACUUGUAAAUCUAUAGCCAGGGCUUGUCCCAUAGAAUAACCAGCUGUGGUGGGCCAGUCCCAUGCUUGCUUUGCUCUGACUCUACCCUGAAAUGGGCUGACCCAUGUCUGCUUUGGAAGUGCCCAGUUCAUGAUUAUUGGCAAAUUUUUUUUGUGCCAUAGUUUACUCUGACAAUGUUAGUUUUUCAGGAAUUAUGUAAGGUUAUGUCACUUUUAUAAAUUUGUAAUUUAUGAUUUACAUUUACUAACUGUUAUUGAAUCUCUGGUGCCAACUCGCCAGCCAUUUGUUGGAAAAUAGCAAAUAUGUCAUUAAAGAUUUUUAAAAAUUU